This is a messenger RNA of Ilex paraguariensis (yerba mate), 877 nucleotides long. The record is from the annotation of a GenBank genome assembly. Lineage: Eukaryota; Viridiplantae; Streptophyta; Magnoliopsida; Aquifoliales; Aquifoliaceae.
AUUUUCAUCACUCCCACUUCACACUUCACCCCCAAUUCUUCACAAACCCAUUCAAUUCGAUUCCUCUUCAACAUUUUCCUCUAGGGUUUCAAACUCCCAAUUCUCUGGUGUUCAUUCAGUAACUGAACGCAUGAAAUGAAGCGGGUGUUCGACGAAAUCUCCGACGAGGAAUGGUCAAAUCAUUCGUUCAAAUCCUCUAAAGUUUUUCAACCGCCACCCCCUAUCGAAUCAUUUGUUUACAACAAGUCAUCAGCUAAACCCUCGAAGUCAAACUCCAAUUCCUCAGAUGAUUCCAUUGAAAUUCUUGAAGCCAAUUGGACGGAAAAGUUGGAGGACAGUGAUGCUGAAGAUAAUUUAAGGGGAAUUCGGCCACAAGCGAAUCGUGGGCGUCGAUUUGUGAUUGAGGAUGAUGAGGAGGAAAGCGACGGUUGUGAUUUUGAGCGAGUGAUUGAAGUGAAAUCUGAAGAAGAGGAGGAGGAAGUUGUGGAGGAGGUGGAGGAGGAGGGGGAUGUGGUUGGAAAGGCCUUGCAGAAGUGCGCCAAGAUAUCGGAAGAGCUGAGGAAAGAGCUGUAUGGUUCGGCAGUGGCGGCUUGUGAUCGGUACGCUGAAGUCGAAGCUUCUUCAGUUAAAAUUGUUACUCAGGAGGAUGUUUGUGUGGCAUGUGGGGCAGAGGAUUCAGGAUUUCAGCCUGUUCUUAAACCAUAUCAACUUGUUGGUGUCAACUUUUUGCUUCUUUUGUAUAGAAAGAAAAUUGGGGGAGGUACUUGAAGUGCGCACAACUAUUUAUGUUGCAUAUGCAUAUCUUAUCUUUAUUUUAAUGUAAAAGCAUUUAGGGUUAAUACCAAGUGACUUCCCUUUCUAUUGGUAUAAUAACAAG